This is a messenger RNA of Westerdykella ornata, 1383 nucleotides long. RefSeq lists its product as uncharacterized. The coding region runs from base 1 to 1383 and encodes 460 amino acids. NCBI's taxonomy places the organism in Eukaryota, Fungi, Ascomycota, Dothideomycetes, Pleosporales, Sporormiaceae. The record is from RefSeq and is a predicted model, not a curated record. The transcript is spliced from 5 exons.
AUGCUACCAUUCAAGUCGUUGAUUCUGCUGGCCGCAUCGAUACCUCUGAAUACCAUCCUCGCUGCCGAGUUAGUGCCACUUCGUCAGGAUGGCUUUGGAAAGAAUCGCAAACGGCAAGAUAUAGGUGGAUUAGACCUCAAGACGCAGGAGAGUUUCAUUUGGGGAAGUCCUGAUGCAAGUAAUGCUGUCGCAAACCUUACGAUAUACAUGCAAGGGGAAAAUGAGAACCUUCUGUCAAUGGAGGCCUUUGAUGGAAUGCUUACGAGUGUCCAUUGCAGUGCAGAUCUGAUUUCCAUGACGUUUUCAGACGACAGCACAUUCGCACAUGCCCAGCGAGUUUGGGACUGGGUCAAUGGAGCCGAAAACAACAGUUUCGUCAUGAUCGCUGGCGUAGGUGACUGCGGAAAUAAUACCCGUCGCAUACCAUACAUCGUCUCAACCGUUACUUAUGAUGAAGGAGCCAACGAAGCGAAACUAGCCGUGGCGCGUACGACAUGGUCCGGAUUCGCCCACAGCUACGACCUCACUGUCCGCCACCUCGCGGAAACUUCGGUGUUUGAUUCAAUGCGGGUUCGCGAUAUUGGGAAGACGGCUUCUAUUGACUUCACGCAUGCGUUCCCAUUUAGCUUCGCCAUAGGUGCCCAGGGACUGCAGGCGAGGUUGACAUGUGCGAACUGCAGUUCAACAGGCUCAUUCGAGAUGGAGUUUAAGGUCUCACAGAGGCUGUUCAUUCCCACAGAUGCCAGCAUAAAAAUAGGCCAAAAGCGGUUUCUGCGACAGCUCAAAUCAAGCUGUCGGAUUGUCGAAAUCCCUCUCAGCGGAAUCAAAGUCCCGGGCAUCCUCGAUCUUGGUCCCUUCCUGUCAGUGAGCGCCGGAGCGGAACUAUCAGCUAUCACACUGAGCGCUGGGGUUCAGAGCGGCGCAACAGCGGUCCUCGAAGAUGCGGCGAUACUGGAGGUUGACCUUCUCAAUCCAGAGCAGAACAAGUUCUCUGGAUGGGAACCUCACAUCGACUUUGCGGACGUCAGAGUCGAUGCGUCCAUUUCCGGAGGCGUCGCGGUGUUUCUCAAGCCGGCGAUCGAAUUGCAAGCGGAGGUCUUGGGCAGAGGUUUCGCCAUUGGACUGAACAUGAAAUUACCAAACAUAAACGCGAAACUGGAGACAAUUGCCUCUCCACAAGGCGCCUGUCCAGCCGCAGCUCUGCCUGAGGGCGUUGAAAAUGCAGAAGGCGGCGUCAGGAUCAGCACAAAUGUCGGUGGAUCUCUGAACCUUGCGGCAAAGAAAUCUUCGGACGAUGAUCCAAUAUUUACUGUUCAGCUCGCGGCGCUCGAUCGGCCCAUUGCCCAAACGUGUUUUCCUUUGCACAAAGCUGUUGUGCCGUAA